This is a messenger RNA of Chrysemys picta bellii (western painted turtle), 5087 nucleotides long. Lineage: Eukaryota; Metazoa; Chordata; Testudines; Emydidae. The record is from RefSeq and is a predicted model, not a curated record.
UUGCAGUUCCCUUAUUUGGGACUGUCUGUCACACUUUUGGGUGUGCAGCAAUCAGAUACACAUUUGCUGAGCUGCAUGUCAUGCCAAAGUGUGCAUGCAGCAACCACAGUUCAUUUAAAAAGUGCACCCUGUUGCAUGUAAUAAUCACAACAUUUAGUGUUAAGGAUGCAGACUGAGUACCUCUAGAAGACUUAGGCUGAGUCAUGCCUCUGAGCAGCCAAUAAAGGUCCCCCGUAAAGACAGUAGCGUAAUUUAACUUUACAUUUUCAGCCAAUGGGCUUGUUUGAUUAUUGGACAGUAUAGGUUAUUGAUAUACACCUCUACCCCGAUAAAACACGAAUUAUGAUGUAACACAGUAAAGCAGUGCUCCGGGCGGGGCUGCACGCUCCGGCGGAUCAAAGCAAAUUCGAUUAUAACGCGGUAAGAUCUUUUGGCUCCCAAGAACAGCGUUGUAUCGGGGUAGCGCUGUACCACUAGAGGGCUUAUAAACUGCAAACAUGAAUGCAGUUGCAAAUUCCAACAAAAGAGAGGGAGGUCCAGGAGACCUAUAAAACAGUGGGAUCUGACACAUCUCUGUUCAAAUAAUGAUUUAAGGUGUUGCACUUUGUAUUGGAAUGAUGUAUAGGUCAGUGCAAACCAAAAGUGAACAGGAUUUGAACGUGCAGGUUUUUAAUAAAGGAACCACCAACCAUUAGUUCUGAUGGAAUUUUAAUCAUCAGAAAAUAUAGUUUUUUAGUUUUGAACCACAGUUAUCAAAAAUUAAAAUAGACUAGAUAAGAUUACAUCUGGAGAAAGUUAAAUGAUUGACAAACUAAAUACUUAUGGUUGCAAAUAUAUUUGUUGGCUUCUUAAACUAAGAGUACUUUUGUAUAAGAAAUCAAGAUAAGAACACCAGUAACGCAAUAACACCUUAGGAGAAAGUCCCUUCGGUGGGCUGGUGUAUUUCAGAGGAGAGGAAAACAAAAAAACCACCACUUCAACUUUACUCUCUCCCAGGUUCAGAAAGGAUUUGGCUUUUUUAUUCAAAAGCUCCUGAGUGCUCUUUUGGUUUCCUUGGUUUAUGAAUUUAGUAACCAUGACAAUUUUCUGAAUAGAUCAGUUGUGUGCUUGAUCAUCAGCUGCCUGGACUGGCUUCUAGAGUAUGGGCUGUUCUGAAGUUAUCCUGGCACUUUAUACCCCAAGGAGAUCUGCAACUGCAAAACAACCUAUCUUCCAGCUCUGUUCUCUUUCUACUAAUUUAGUAGAUGUAGCAAGCUUGUCUCCAAGACAGUAGUCUGGAGAAGGAACAAUUCAGCCCUAUACACUUGCUGGUUUCUCGGGGAGCUGGAAAGUGGAAUGAUGGAGGAGGAUGAGUGAGGAAUGCCAGAGAAAAGAAGUUGCAACAUCCAAUGUGCAGAAUGAUCAAAAGCUCAGAUGAGGGUUUUAUUGGAUGGAAUGAAGAGGAAAGUGGAUUUAUGUAGUUCUUUAUCAUACAGACAUCCUGAUGUGUUUUACCGGAGCACAGUUGAAAGCAAUAUUAAAAAGAGUCUUUAAAACUUAGUGAAGUAUGGGCUAUAAACAGCACUUACUUGGACCCUCAUACAUAUUUCUUUUACCAGUACUUUCCUUAACAGAAACUAUGCAGGAUAGUUGUUUUUACUCUUUUAGACAAGAUAUGUAAUGCCACAGCCACACCUUAAACCAAAUUCUGAUUCCUCCUCUUAAUUUUAUAAUGCUUUGAAGAGCAGAAAAUUGAUAGAUUCAGUCUCUUGGGUGGAAGGUUGGGGUGGUUUUUUUUUUUUGUUUUGUUUUUUGAGUACCAUAUUUGUGUGUUAGAGGAAAAAAUACUUCAACUGAAAAUUGUUUUCUGAACACUAAAAUGCAUCCCUAUUCUAGUAGCUUGCUUAGUGAGCCACCUUUGUCCAUGGUAAAUUUUUAGAAUAAUUCCAUUUAUCCCCAGUACUAUGUGAAGUUAGUUUAGCUCAGGCACACUACAACUCUCUUCAAAUUUUAUACAUUAAAACUUACUUCAUUUUCUAUCUAGAAAAAUAAAUAAAACAUCUCAGCAUCAGGUCACAUUUUUUCCCUUCUCUGCUACGUUCCUUUCCCUUCAUCCCUUGCCACGUUGCCAGGUAGUGCACUUCCCAGCCUCUCCAUGGCAGCAACACAGUUCAUGUAUAUCCUUUGCUUUGGGGGGAGUGUGUCUUGACAAACCCAGAACAUCCGCUUUGUCAGGAUCUGUCUGGAUGUUCUUGUCAGUUAUACAAGCAAUGUUUUGUCCUGGGUUUUUGUGAACUCUAUAGCCAGGAUCCACUAGCUGCGAAGAAGCAGAAUUGGGAAAACAUGGACAGCACCAUGACUAAGUGCAUGUAUGCCUUGCAGAAACUAUUGCCAUCACCAGAAGACCUGUCACAUGUUACUACUCCCUUCUUCCCCCUCUCUGCCCCCCCUUCCCCCGCCCAUUAGUCAAAUUCAGAGACUUACUCUGAUUUCAGGCAGUCGUAGUGUUGCUGGCAAGCCUGUAGGAACUCAGCUGCAUCACCACCACAUUCAGGCUGUGAUUGUGCCCAUGCUUCUCACAUUAGUAUUUGGAGAGACAUAGGAGGAAACAAUAGGAAGCCUGCUGAGGAAAGGACUGAGGCUAUGUCUGCACUACAGGGGCACAGCUACACCAGUGCAGUGCCAUAGCAUAGACACUUCCACCCAGUCAUGGUCACUACGUCAACAGAACCAUUCUUUUCUCUACCUAGCUGUGUCUACAGCAGGAGUUAGUUUGGCAUAGCUACAGCACUAAGGCAUGUGAGAUUUGUACACCUGAGCCAUGUAACUACGUCAAUCUAAAUUUCAAGUGUAGACCAGGCCUGAAACCAAAUGAGAGAGUGAAUAGGAACAGCAGAGAGAGAGAGAAGGAAAUGUUUGUACAGCAUGUAAAGUAUAAAGGUUAAGUAACUAAAUAUUAUAAAGGGUGAGAAUUGGGGAUGGAAGAAGGGAGCAUUAGAGGAGAUUAGAGUAGAAAAUGAGCAAAAGACAAAUGCACAGAAUAUAGCACAAAACUCAGAAGGAACGAGGACAAUCAAUCUGCAUUGCUCCAGAAUCUUAAAACAAAAGCUGGGCCUCCAGCUACAGAGCUGAAAAUUCAGUGAUGAUGUUGGGAUGGGACAAAAGAUUGAAGCAUAGAUACGGUUUCCUACCAUUCUAACAUAUUCCUUUUCUAUAUAUCAUGGGUCCAGAUUUAUUUUGAAAUGGGAGAGGAUUUGUGGUGAAGGGAGGUCUGGGUGUUACAUAGCUGCAGAGGGACCCUUUACACUGCUCUUCCCACCGUUAUAAAUGCUCCUGUGCUAGCUUCCCUGACCGCACCAAAAUAGACUGUCCUAGCUGUCAGUUUUUCAGUUUGAAAAUCUAGUCUCUCACACUCACCAACAUGCUCCGUAAGCCCCAUAAGAACAGCUAUAGGGAGUAUUUAUUUUGGCUGAGGCAUGUUAAGAGAUUUAAUGAAGAUGACGGAAACAAUAGACUGCAUCCACUGUGUACCAGUGCCCAGAGUGAGUGAGGAAUGACCCCAAAACAGGUCACAUGACAGUCUAAAUCCAAUCACUGUUUGGCUCAGACAGUCUUUGUAAAACUCAAAGGGCUUCCUCCAACCCCCAUAUACCUUAGAGGUUAUACGCUGGUGCUGCACAUCACCAUAGUAUGGGAGCACCCAUGUUGGCAGCAUGUGUGAUUUCAAGUGCUUGAUACAUAAAUUAGUCCCAUUCCCCAAAUUUCUGACAGAUCUCUCUCUCUCAUCUGGAUGUGGAUCCCAAGCUGCCUGGGUUGUGAGAGCUGAUAAGGUCACAGCAUUAGAAGGUAUGGCAGAGACAGCAGGCCAAAUUAUAACUGCAUCACUUUAUUGGAGACUAAUAGGGUUGUGCAGGUGUCUGAGGGCAUAAUUUUGUCUACAGCCUCUAUUUCUGAUAAUUAUCUGUGACAGAGUUCAACAAUGACUUUCACGAUACUGGCUGAAGUACAGUUCAGCAUAUGGAGUCUAUUCCAAGAAAUGGAGGGAGAGAAAUCAAAACACAUGUUUUUCAAAAGUGCUGGAAUGGCCGGAUUAGCAGAAAUUACAAAUGGUCUGGAAGAGUUAAAAAGGGAUAUAAAGAAACAACUGCUUUCCCUUCAAUUUCCAAGAAGUCUCUGGAAAACACAAAAACAGCACAGUAAUUUGAACAGCCAGAGAUCAUCCAAAACCCUUCAGGAACUGUUCUUCUCCCCACAGAUUUCAUGUUCCCAGCAAUCUCUGUACAAAGCUGUCAGCUCUAAGUGGGCUGGGCAUCAUAUGGAGCAUCGCCUUGCUCGAAGGCUGAAGCAGCCGGUUGGACGUCAGGCAGCACUUGAGGAUGAAAGUCUAGCUGCCUUGGGAAAUACAGAGGCUUUUACUCUGAGGUCCAAAGAAAAAACUACAGAUCAGGCCAGAAGUCACCAUGCAAAUUCCAGUGCAUUUUCAGGUAGAUCUCAACAGAAGGAUAAAACCUGUUUAUCAGAAGAGGAGUUAUUCUUCAAAAGGCACACAACAGCAAUGCAGAGAGGAGUAAAUUUAAAUAAUUGGGUCCUGCCAACCCAGAGAACAGAUGAAAUACCUCACUUGAAGAGCCUGGAGAUUAGUGAUGACAAGGGAAACAACAGAGUGAUGACAGACUCAUUGAAAAGUGCUUUGUUAGAAACUGUUGCUUUAGCUAAAAAUGAGCAUUCCAGUCAGGAUAAUGGAGCAGACAGACCUGUCUACAGUGAAUCCUCAUCACAAAGUACAGCUCAGCUGGAGCCGCAGUCUGCAAGCAGGGCUGAAAAAACAAAGUCUUCUACUCCUUUGUUACUCAGGAGCUGGGAGGUGCCUGCUAAUCUGGGAGAAGAUAAACAACGGGACCCUCCUGAUAGUGACAGAGACAGGACUAUAAUUAGGGGACACAUCAAUAUACCAUAUUCAGUCAGAAAGAAAGUCUUUAUGGUCUACAUUUGUGGAGGUUAUCAAAGUAUAGCAAUUGGAAACCAGCCCCAUUCCCACCACAGACACUCCCACACCCUGAGAUUCCUGGACUAUCAUGUCUAAUUAUUAUUAUUCACUAUAUAGUGCC